Podospora pseudocomata is the source of this 834-nucleotide messenger RNA. RefSeq lists its product as uncharacterized. Bases 249 to 428 code for a protein of 59 amino acids. Lineage: Eukaryota; Fungi; Ascomycota; Sordariomycetes; Sordariales; Podosporaceae. The record is from RefSeq and is a predicted model, not a curated record. The transcript has 3 exons.
GUCGGUCAACGAGCUAGUUCGACCUCACUGCCGAUGACACCCACAUACCCCUGGUGAUCUUUCAAGAGGCUCAACGGCGAACAUCGAAAGUUCGAAUUUCUAUUCCCUUUAUCAGCAUCACUCCGCGCUCUAUCAUUCUGCCGUUCACACCACUGCCUCUACAUUUACUCGACAUCGAAACCGUCUACAGCUCAACUUCUUUCCACAAAUCCUCCCAACCUCCGCACGACACACCAACAAACAACAAUAUGUGCUGCCAGAUGAUUACCUGGAGAUACCGAGGGUGCUAUCACGCCCCCACGAGCGAGAUGUCGCACACCGCCGAGUGCAGAGCGCAAGGUGGAGGUUGCCCUGGGGGCGUCAGGGAGGUUCCGCACGAGAUUGACGGCUAUUGCGAUAGCUGCUUGAAGAGCAUGUGUCGGCUUUAACAUCUUUGCCUCGAUAUCCGCAAGGAACUGGCCGGCGAACCGAUAUCGACCGACAGCGACAUACUUGCAAACGGCAUCAUGGCCAUGGAACCUGUACAUUUUUUUCGCGAGGGAGAGAAGCAAAGGAGACUCUGGCUUGGGGUAAUCACCACUAAAGGUGGAGUGAUAUAAUGGCUCUGGGCCCAAGGGACGGAAUUGGUACCAUCGUGUCUUGGGCUUGGACUUCGAUUAGAGGGCUGGCACUGUGUGUUUGGAAGGAGGAGGAUGUCUGUUUACUUUCGUGGCUCUUCUGUUGUUUUGUUUUUCUUUUGUUCGCGGUUUCUUCCCUGGGAUCUUUGUUGUCUGUUAUAUAUUUCUCCGACAUUCUUCGUAGUACACCCGCGCGAUUAUACCAUGGUCUUUUUAC